GUAUUGCGAGUAUCGCAACACGUUGCACAAGAGCUCUACGUGCAGAUUCUACGUGCGCAGUUCUACGUGUGACGCAGCACAAAAAGUUAGAAAAACUUCAUAGAGCAUGGAAAAACCUAUAGUCCGGGCAAGAGUGGUGAAGGUCCUCGGCAGGACAGGUUCUCAAGGACAGUGCACGCAAGUCAAAGUGGAGUUUUUGAACGAGCAAAACAGACAGCUUAUCAGAAAUGUCAAAGGUCCGGUGCGCGAAGGCGACAUCCUGACGUUGCUGGAAUCCGAGCGAGAGGCCAGAAGACUCCGAUAAUGUGACGAAAUGAGACGGUUAUCGUUAAACAUAUGUAAUCGGCAAAAUUCCAUCUUCGAUUGAAGAAAUCAGAAACUUCGAAUUUUCCAGUCCUCGCGUACAUUGUGUCCAGUCGAGAAGAUGGAAGGAAAGGCUGUCAUUGCUUCUUGCUGUGACAAUCGUGUUAUUAUUUUGUACUUUCGCAAAUUUGCAACAAUGUAGGAAACACGUUUUACUUGUGCCUGAAAAUACGAGUUUCCUCGUCCCUACAUGUAACCAUUGUCCUCUUACAUUAUAGCGUGUCAAUAAAUAUUUCAUAUUAACUGUGA
Dinoponera quadriceps is the source of this 612-nucleotide messenger RNA. Its product is annotated as 40S ribosomal protein S28-like. The coding region runs from base 107 to 304 and encodes 65 amino acids. Gene Ontology annotation, cellular component: cytosolic small ribosomal subunit; ribosome. Gene Ontology annotation, biological process: ribosomal small subunit assembly; translation; maturation of SSU-rRNA. The record is from RefSeq and is a predicted model, not a curated record. Lineage: Eukaryota; Metazoa; Arthropoda; Insecta; Hymenoptera; Formicidae. The transcript has a single exon. Gene Ontology annotation, molecular function: structural constituent of ribosome.